Molecule: messenger RNA, 836 nt
Organism: Oryza brachyantha (malo sina)
Lineage: Eukaryota; Viridiplantae; Streptophyta; Magnoliopsida; Poales; Poaceae
Exons: 2
Coding region: 32-478 (148 amino acids)
Source: RefSeq, a predicted model, not a curated record
CCCAUGUGAAGAAAGAAGCCCAUGGCCUGCAAUGGUGGGUUUGGAGAGCCCAUCACCGUGCCGCCGUCGUCCUAAAACCCUAACAUUCUCCGGCCUUGCGCCGCCGCGUCAGCCGUCGUUCCGUCUCGAUCCCACCUCACCGCCGGAAUCCCGCGCCGGGCGUCCGACGGAUUGCAAGGCCAUGGCGUGCCGCGGCGCCGCCUCCCGCUCCUUCCUCGCCGCCGUGCGCGGCCGCGCCUCCUCCUCCUCCUCCGCCUCCGCCUCCGCCUCGCGCAUCCGCGCGGCUCCGCUCCCCUCCGCCCCACGCCGCCGCGUCCCGGCCUUCUCGCCGUUCGCUGCUGCGAGGCCGAUGGCGGCGAUGAUGGGGUCGCCGGCGGCGGUGGCGGCGAGGCUGACCGGGCACCCGUCGGCGAACGUGCGGGCGUGCUGUGAGCUCUCCCAGGGUACCCACUUUUGCCGCACUUGUCAGGAUCGCUAGCAAGUUAGUGAUCAUGAAUCGUGAUACAAUCAACCACCAUCUUAUGGCAUAUAUUUGUUAGAAUCAAAUAUUGCAUCUUCCAUUCUAGAUACGUACUUUAUGUGUUCGCACAAUUGAUAACACCCCCGUGAUGAUUUGUUAAUUAUGCGUUGGUGGAAUGGCCAGCUAAUCUUGGUUCUCAAGCUUUUCUUUGGGUGGGUGGUUGUGGGGUGCUUUUGAUGAGCUUCUGCCAUAUAUGCAAAGCUGCUUGGAAUCUUGAUUUCGAUGUAAAAUUAUUUGCUGGACUGUAGACCGUCUUAUUAAUAAUAUAUCAGCACUGGAAUUACUGAGAGUGGCUAAGGUUUUCUCUGUUUGAAUU